Molecule: messenger RNA, 513 nt
Organism: Miscanthus lutarioriparius
Lineage: Eukaryota; Viridiplantae; Streptophyta; Magnoliopsida; Poales; Poaceae
Source: the annotation of a GenBank genome assembly
AUGGGAGAUCGGCAGCAGCAGCAGCAGCACGCGCACGGGCACGGGCACGGCGGCGGCGAGCACCCGGCGGCGGACCCGCCGUCGUCGGCGACGCUGCUGCGGCGGGUGCAGACCCACGCGCCCAACUCGACGCAGGUGGUGGGCUUCCUGACGCUGCUCGUCUCCGGCGCCGUGCUGCUGCUCCUCACGGGGCUCACGCUGACGGGCGCCGUCGUGGCGCUCGUCUUCCUGGGCCCCAUCGCGCUGCUCACCAGCCCCAUCUGGGUGCCCAUCGCCUUCGCGCUCUUCGUCCUCACCGCCGCCGCGCUCUCCGCCUGCGGCUUCCUCGUCGCCGCGCUCGCCGUGGGCACUUGGAUGUACCGCUACUUCACGGGGCGACACCCCGUGGGCGCCGACCGGGUGGACUACGCGCGCAGCCAAAUCGUCGACACGGCCAGCCACGUCAAGGACUACGCGCGCGAGUACGGUGGGUACCUGCACAACCGCUCCAAGGACGCCGCGCCCGGCGCCUAG